AUGGCAAUUGGGACCAAACUUAAUCUUGAAGAUAGUGAACCAUUUGAAAAUUCAGCCCUCUAUAGGAGUACAGUUGGUGCAUUACAAUAUUUGACAAUAUCCAAACCAAAUAUUUCUUAUGUUGUGAAUAAGUUAAGUCAAUUUUUGAAAGCCCCCACUCAGCUACAUUGGCAAGCCUGUAAACGAUUGCUUAGAUAUCUCAAGGGAACUUCAUAUUAUGGUCUUCAGUUUAGCCCCAGUCACAUACUUAAUUUGACAUGCUAUACAGAUAUGGAUUGGGCUAAUAGUAUUCCAGACAGGAGAUCAACUAGUGGAUGUUGUGUUUUUAUGGGAAACAAUCUGAUACAGUGGUAUUCAAGGAAGCAAAAGGUUGUCGCUUUAUCAUCCACAGAAGCAGAGUAUAGGGCUCUUGCACAAGGCAUGGUUAAUCAGUUGAUUGAUAAUAGGCAACUUCAAUUGGUUCUGUUUUGGCUGGAAAAUGAUGCAGCAUGGUUAAAUUCAGAUUUCAGUAACUGGAAUUGUGGAACUGGUUCAGUUUUAGAUUACUGGAAUUGUGAGUUUCUGCUUCAGGUUCUGUUGACUGGAGUUACAUGUGCUGUUAGGUUAUAUCACUUGAGGAAGUUCAGCUUGAGGGAAGAUGUUAGGAUUUAG
This is a messenger RNA of Pistacia vera, 651 nucleotides long. RefSeq names its product secreted RxLR effector protein 161-like. Bases 1 to 651 code for a protein of 216 amino acids. NCBI's taxonomy places the organism in Eukaryota, Viridiplantae, Streptophyta, Magnoliopsida, Sapindales, Anacardiaceae. The transcript has 3 exons. The record is from RefSeq and is a predicted model, not a curated record.